UUUCUCUAAAAAAAAAGAAGAGCAAAGCAAAUCAUAAUUCAUUCAUUUCUCGUCAUCCCACCCCACCACUCUCCAUAAAUUUUUUAAAUUCCUACUUCACCCCUCCAAAUCAACUUAACUACAAUCCAAAUUGUUCCACCAUCACCAUUAAAAACACUUUACAUGCAAUAUUGCAAUACCUUUGUGCAACAACAACUAGAGUGAAUCAAAUUAGAUUAUUGAUGUGGGUCUCAUACAACUUAAAUGGAUACAUUGUUUAGACUUGUCAGUUUUCAACCACACCAACAACAAGAAGAUCAAUCUCUCAACUCCACCACCAGCAGAACAACAACAUCAAGUAGCUCUCGAUCCUCAAAACAAAACUAUCACCAAUAUUACAAUCCACAAGAAGUUGAAGAAGAAUGCUUCAACUUUUUCAUGGAUGAAGAAGACCUUUCCUCAUCUUCUUCCAAACACUACUAUCCUUAUAAUCAACCUCAAACCUCAAAUACUAUUACUACAAACACCCCCACAACAUCACUCACACCCCCUCCACCAACAGCUGAUUUCACCUUCGAAUUAACCGGAAGGUGGGCCAACAACAUCCUCCUCGAAACAGCACGAGCCAUAGCAGAAAAAAACAGCACUCGUUUACAACAACUCAUGUGGAUGCUUAACGAACUAAGCUCCCCUUAUGGUGACAUAGAACAAAAACUAGCUGCAUAUUUUCUCCAAGCCUUAUUCUCUCGAAUGACCGAAGCCGGUACCCGAACCUUCCGAACCCUAGCUUCAGCAUCAGAAAAAACUUGCUCUUUCGAAUCAACAAGAAAAACGGUUCUAAAAUUCCAAGAAGUUAGUCCGUGGACAACCUUCGGCCAUGUCGCAUGCAAUGGCGCCAUUUUAGAAGCCUUCGAAGGUGAUUCCAAGCUGCACAUAAUUGAUAUUAGUAACACUUAUUGCACUCAGUGGCCAACUCUUUUUGAAGCGUUGGCCACUCGUGCUGACGAUACUCCUCACCUCCGUCUAACUACCAUCGUCACUGCUGGUGGUUCUGUUCAAAAAGUUAUGAAGGAAAUUGGUGCUAGAAUGGAAAAAUUCGCUAGACUCAUGGGAGUUCCAUUUAAAUUCAACGUUAUUCAUCACUCCGGCGAUCUUUCUGAUUUGAAUUUUUUGGAUUUAGAUAUUAAAGAAGAUGAAGCUUUAGCUGUUAAUUGUGUUAAUGCUUUGCAUUCAGUAACAGUUGGCAAUGGUAAUGGUAACGGUAAUAACCGUCGUGACUCGUUGAUAGCUUCGUUGAUCGCGUUGCGGCCUAGGAUAGUAACAAUGGUUGAAGAGGAGGCUGAUUUAAAUUUUGGUAAUGAAGGAUAUGAAUUUGUGAAUGGUUUUGAAGAGUGUUUAAGGUGGUUUAGGGUUUACUUUGAAGCAUUAGAAGAGAGUUUUCCGAAGACGAGUAACGAGCGUUUGAUGCUUGAAAGGGAAGCAGGGAGAGGGAUAGUUGAUUUGGUGGCAUGUGCUCCGGCGGAGUCGAUUGAACGGAGAGAAACUGCGGUGAGGUGGUCACGGCGUUUGCAUGGUCGAGGGUUUAAUACGGUGGCGUUUAGUGAGGAAGUUUGUGAUGAUGUUAGGGCUUUGUUGAGGAGGUAUAAGGAAGGGUGGUCGAUGAUACGGUGUAAUGAUGCCGGAAUAUUCUUGACGUGGAAGGAACAACCGGUGGUGUGGGCCAGUGCAUGGAGGCCUUGAUAGUCGCACGUGUUUAUCGUUCUUUUAGCACGUGCAAAACUAAGGGUUUGGGAAACUUCUUUUUUUUUUCACAUUAGUGAUGGGAUUUAUUUUUCAGUUUGGUAAGUAAGACCAAAGCAAAGACUUUGCAUGUAUUGAUUAUGAAAAGGAAUCAUGAACUAAUUUACUCUUUUUUAACUCAUA
Molecule: messenger RNA, 1902 nt
Organism: Medicago truncatula (barrel medic)
Lineage: Eukaryota; Viridiplantae; Streptophyta; Magnoliopsida; Fabales; Fabaceae
Product: protein SHORT-ROOT
Exons: 1
Coding region: 244-1719 (491 amino acids)
Source: RefSeq, a predicted model, not a curated record